CUUGGGAAUCCGCAGAAUCAGCAGCGAUGGCGUCCAAGUCGGCAUUCACCCUCAAAAAAUCGACGGUGACCUUGAGGCAGCCGGAGAAGCGCUCGCGAGUCUUCCUCGAUGACGACGACGAUGACAACAAUGACGACGGCCGCAGCAGCAACAGCACGCAUGCCAGCGCCAAGGCAAGUGCCAAUGCCAAAGCAAGUGCCAGUGCCAAGAUCCCGUCCGCACCUUUGGCAUCGCCGGCCGUUGGGCAUCCAAACAAACGACCAAAGCCCUCUGGUGGCGAUCAGGCAUCCGUGAGCGACAGCUCGGAUGUCCCGACCGAGAGCGAGCGGGCGGUGAUCGACAAGGUGGCGGCAUUCAUCGCCAAGAACGGCGAGGAGAUGGAGGCGUUCAUGCUCGAGCAGAAUCCAGACAAUCCGCUGUUCAACUUCCUCAAGCCCGAGAGCAAAUCAGCCGCCACACGAUACUAUCGAUCCAAGCUGCGGGAGCUCGGAGGCCAGGCCAGCCUCAAGCAGACCCAGCAGCGACCUGCCCAGGCCUCGUCGCCCGUGUCCUCCAGAGCGUCCGCUACAUCAUCCGAUGCCGCCACGGCCUCCCAACCACCAAGCGACUCCUCCUCUGGCGCGGCUGACAAGCGACGCAGCCGCUGGGGGACUGGGCCGUCUGGCCACUCGGAUGCUGGUCCUCACUCCAGCGUCGGUUCGUCGCCAGCUCUGCCGGCUCCGCCGCGUGCGAACCGGCCCGCCAACCCGCCGCGCCCAUCGCCAGACAUGCAAAAAGACGGACCAAAGUACUCCAAGACCUCGAAGGAGCGACUUCCGGGCAUGAUCUACGUUGGACACGGCAACUGGGCCUUUCCCGAGGACGAAAUCCUCACCAGAGAUGGCACCUUUGAGCAUAAGAAACGACUGCAGGAGAUGCAAGAGACCGAGGACGCUGCCCGGAGUCUCACAGACGCGGCCGAGCGAUCGAAUGGCCAUCAUCUGCAGGACUUUAUUCCCAAGGAAGUGCUCGAUCGGUUCCAGCGAGAGGUCCAAGCUGCUCGACAGGGCAAGAGCAAGAAGGACAUUGUGUACGAAGACUACGAGAGUGCCAAGCUGAAUGAGUCCAACUUGGGCUUCAAGAUGCUCCAGAAGCAAGGAUGGUCCGGUGCUGGUCUGGGCAAGAACGAAGAGGGCAUCACGGCGCCGAUCAACCAAACCAAGGUCGGGCCUAGCAACAGCGGCGUUGGAUCCACCGCGGAUGUGGACGUAUCCGCUGCCGAUGACGAGUUUGCGCUCUACCGCAAGCGCAUGAUGCUGGCGUACAAAUACAGCCGCUAUCGCGGAGGUCUCCGACCUGUUGAUGCGAGAAACGAACAGCUGCUUGGUGGUCUGGACGGCGGGGACGUUGACGUGGUGAUCGUACUGGAUAUCAUCAGCGGUGCUGCCAAUGGUGGUAUCUGCGACGACGAUGCCCUGCGACGACGAUACUGA
Polychytrium aggregatum is the source of this 1472-nucleotide messenger RNA. RefSeq lists its product as uncharacterized. Gene Ontology annotation, molecular function: RNA binding. The record is from RefSeq and is a predicted model, not a curated record. The coding region runs from base 27 to 1472 and encodes 481 amino acids. The transcript is spliced from 5 exons. Gene Ontology annotation, cellular component: nucleoplasm. Gene Ontology annotation, biological process: RNA processing. NCBI's taxonomy places the organism in Eukaryota, Fungi, Chytridiomycota, Chytridiomycetes, Polychytriales.